GAACAAAUAGCGGAGGGGUGGCCGGGCCAGAACGGCUUGUGUAACUUUGCAAACGUGCCAGAAAGUUUAAAAUCUCUCCUCCUUCCUCCACUCCAGACACUGCCGGCUCGCCGGGCCGCCGCGCCGCUCCCUAUCGCCUUCCAGAGCGCUGGGAAAGAGCAGAGGCGGGUGCCACGUCCCAGCAGCCGCCUGGACUGGAGGAGGGUCUGCAGCCCAGCCUUGCUGGGGACUACCAUACCCGCGCUCCACCGCCUCCCUGGUGGAAGAUUUCUCCCUCCCUCAACGAGAUUUCAGCCCAGUUUUCCUUUUUCUCUGAGCUACGUCCUCCCGGAGUGGGGGCCACCGGAGAAAGGGAGAGAUGCGCUUCGCCUGGACCGCGCUCCUGCUGGGGCCGCUGCAGCUCUGCACGGUCCUGCGCUGCACCCCGCCGGCCGCCGGCCAGCAGCAGCAGCAGCAGCAGCAGCCCCCUCGCGAUCCCCCUGCGGCUCCGGGCGCCUGGAGCCAGAAGAUCCAAUGGGAGAACAACGGGCAGGUGUUCAGCCUGCUGAGUCUGGGCUCGCAGUACCAGCCGCAGCGCCGACGGGACCCGAGCGCCGCCGCCCAGGGCGCCGCCAACGCCGCCGCCCCGCAGCCGCGCACGCCGAUCCUGCUGCUCCGCAACAACCGCACGGCGGCGGCCACCCGGGCGCGGACCGCUGCCCCGUCGGGAGCCGCCGGCGGCCGCCCCAGGCCCGCCGCCCGCCACUGGUUCCAGGCUGGCUACUCGGCGUCCGGGACCCGGGACUCCGGCCCCGCGCGCGCCAGGAACCGGACCGCGUCCGCAGAGCGCCCGGCGCUCAGUAACCUGAGGCUGCCUAGCCGCGUGGACGGCAUGGUGGGCGACGAUCCCUAUAACCCCUACAAGUACUCCGACGACAACCCCUAUUACAACUACUACGACACGUACGAAAGGCCCCGGCCUGGGAGCAGGUACCGACCCGGCUACGGCACCGGCUACUUCCAGUACGGUCUACCGGACCUGGUGCCAGAUCCCUACUACAUCCAGGCGUCCACUUACGUGCAAAAGAUGUCCAUGUACAACCUGAGAUGCGCUGCGGAGGAAAACUGCUUGGCCAGCUCAGCAUAUAGAGCAGAUGUCAGAGAUUAUGAUCACAGGGUGCUGCUAAGAUUUCCCCAAAGAGUGAAAAAUCAAGGGACAUCAGAUUUCUUACCAAGCCGACCAAGAUAUUCCUGGGAAUGGCACAGUUGUCAUCAACAUUACCACAGCAUGGAUGAAUUCAGCCACUAUGACCUGCUGGAUGCCAACACCCAGAGGAGAGUGGCUGAAGGCCACAAAGCAAGUUUCUGUCUGGAGGACACAUCCUGUGACUAUGGCUACCACAGGCGGUUUGCGUGUACUGCCCACACACAGGGGUUGAGUCCUGGCUGUUAUGAUACUUACAAUGCAGACAUAGACUGCCAAUGGAUUGACAUCACAGAUGUAGCACCUGGGAACUACAUCCUAAAGGUCAGUGUGAACCCCAGCUACCUGGUGCCUGAAUCGGACUAUUCCAACAAUGUCGUGCGCUGUGACAUUCGCUACACAGGACAUCAUGCGUAUGCCUCAGGUUGCACAAUUUCACCGUAUUAAAAAGCAAGCCAAGACUCCCAAUGGAUAAAUCAGUGCCUGGUGUUCUGAAGUGGGAAAAAUAGAUUAACUUCAGUAGGAUUUGUGUAUUUUGAAAAAGAGAACAGAAAACAACAAAGGAAUUUUAGUUUGGACUUUUUUUUUAUAACUAAGCACAUAACUGGAUUUUGAACAUUUAUAUUGGCAUUGUUUGGAAAAAUUUUUAAUAUUAUUAUUCACAUUAUUUUGUGAAUUGACAUGUUUCAAUUCUGUACUUGCACCCUUGGCUCUUUCAAAGAAAUCCAAAUUUCUUAUGCUCUUUUUGAAAUUAUAAUACAGAAGGGAAAGUAAUAUUGCAAUGAAUGAGCCACAAUUACUUUGAACUGGGAAUUUUCUAAAGUGCUGUAACUUCAGUGAACUACGGUAAUCAUUGGCUUAUAUAUGUCCUGGCUCCUACUGUUUAAAUAGGAAUGGACACAUUUGGUGCUGAGGAAGGAACAAAUGCAUUACCAUUGGUCUCAAAAAAUAUUACUAUAUAGCAGAGAAAUGGCAGUAUAUGUAUUCAGAUAGCUAUAUCCCUAUAUAAAAUUUAUGUUUACAUUUUUAAAUUAGUAGAUAAACUCCUUUCUUUCUAUCAAGUGUACACUCUGACAUAAGUCAGUUUUUAUUCUGGAACAAAUUGAAUAAUUGAGCUGCCCAACUCUCCCUGACAUUUGUUGAUGCUCCCCUCUACUCUUCAAUUUUCCUCUGGGCAGAAACCUUUUAAGUGCCAUCUUAAAAUUACCCUUCUGGGGACUGGUAUACAUAGGACAACUGUGUCAAUGGGAAGUUAUUCUGAUGACAAAUAUGAUACAUCCAAAAAUAAUGCACAAUUAAGUAUAUUGAAGUACUAGCCAAAUUUUUUUUUCUUAUGGACAUAAAAUAAAAAUCAUAAUGAACAAGUCCCUCAAACCACAACUGUCUCUCAAAUAAUUUUUAAAAAGUAAUGAAAACCAAUUUGAAAUUUUCAAAUUUUCUACAUUAAAAAAAAUGCAGCUUUAAAAAGAGGAAUGCUAGAAAGUUUUAAGUUAUCCAGAAUAAAUGACAUAAUAUGUGUGGAUACAGGAAUCAUAUCCUAUGUCAUCCAGGAAUCAGUCAUGUGGAGUGUGAGUGUGUGUGUGUGUGUGUGUGUGUGUGUGUGUGUGUGUGUCUGAAAUAUAAUCCAGAUUAGCAAAGCACACAGCAUUACAUACUUGAGGGGUUAGUGAAUAAGGAU
This is a messenger RNA of Pipistrellus kuhlii (Kuhl's pipistrelle), 2861 nucleotides long. It is a transcript of the gene LOX, whose product is annotated as lysyl oxidase. Gene Ontology annotation, molecular function: copper ion binding; protein-lysine 6-oxidase activity. The transcript has 7 exons. NCBI's taxonomy places the organism in Eukaryota, Metazoa, Chordata, Mammalia, Chiroptera, Vespertilionidae. Gene Ontology annotation, biological process: peptidyl-lysine oxidation. The record is from RefSeq and is a predicted model, not a curated record. The coding region runs from base 359 to 1630 and encodes 423 amino acids.